AUUGGAAAAGCGAGCGGAAAGUUAAGGACUUUUAUAAUUGAGCCCUUUUUGCCGCACAAACAAGAGGAAGAGGCCUAUAUCUGUAUCUAUUCUCACCGUUCGGGCGAUACUAUACUUUUCCAUCACGAGGGAGGCGUCGAUAUCGGAGAUGUGGACUCCAAAGCGCUCAAAGUGGACAUUCCUAUCGACACACAACUCACCGACAGUCAAGUGAAACAACUCCUGAAGAAUAUACCGGCGGAUAAACUCGAAAUUGUGUCCAAAUUUGUGCACGACUUGUAUCGGGUUUAUGUCGACCUCUACUUCACGUAUUUGGAGAUCAAUCCAUUGGUUGUCACAAAGAAUUCAAUAAAUAUUCUGGAUUUGGCGGCGAAGUUAGACUCGACCGCAGAAUUUAUUUGCAAACAAAAAUGGGGUGAAUUUGAAUACCCGCCCCCUUUCGGUCGCGACGCCUUCCCCGAAGAGGCAUACAUUGCCGACUUGGACGCCAAAUCGGGUGCCAGUCUUAAGCUGACCAUUUUGAACAAGAGUGGCCGCAUCUGGACAAUGGUCGCCGGCGGCGGCGCGUCUGUCAUCUACGCGGACACCAUCUGCGAGUUGGGCGGCGCCGCAGAACUGGCCAAUUAUGGCGAAUACUCGGGCGCUCCGAGCGAACAGCAGACCUACGAAUACGCGAAGACUAUACUGACUCUAAUGACUAAAGAGAAACACCCGAACGGAAAGUUACUGUUGAUCGGCGGCGGAAUCGCUAACUUCACUAACGUUGCCGCGACUUUCAAAGGCAUUGUCAAAGCGUUGCGCGAAUUCCAGACCAAACUCAUCGAACACAGCGUCCAGAUAUUUGUCCGCCGCGCCGGACCUAACUAUCAGGAGGGCCUACGGGUUAUGCGCGAGACCGGCAACACUCUGGGCGUUCCCGUCCACGUGUUCGGACCCGAGACACACAUGACUGCUAUCGUGGCGAUGGCUCUCCAGAAGAAAGACAUUCCCGAAUUGCCCGAAUCGAAGGUAACGACAGCUAAUUUUUUAUUGCCCGGUAAUAUUCACGGCAAUAACGGACAGAAUGAAGACUCGGGCAACAAUUCCGGUCAGACCGGGUUCAACGGCCCGCACUCUGACGCCAACUCUAACGCCGUGAACGCCACCACUGGUGACGCCUCCAAACCGCUGUUCAGUCCGACCACCAAAUCGAUUGUGUGGGGAAUGCAGACCCGAGCCGUUCAGUCGAUGCUUGACUUUGACUUUGUCUGCUCUCGCAAAGAGUGGUCAGUGGCCGCUCUGGUCUACCCGUUCACCGGUGACCACAAGCAGAAGUUCUAUUGGGGACACAAAGAGAUUCUGAUUCCCGUCUACAAGAAUAUGGCCGACGCCAUGAGGAAACACCCGGACGUUGACGUCAUGAUUAGCUUUGCGUCGCUUCGGUCCGCUUAUGACAGCACUCUGGAGACACUACAGUUCCCGCAGAUCCGUACCAUCGCUAUCAUUGCCGAAGGAAUUCCCGAAAAUAUGACCCGAAAGAUGAACAAAGAGGCGGCACUGAAGGGCGUCACUAUCAUAGGUCCGGCCACUGUUGGGGGCAUAAAACCCGGUUGUUUUAAGAUCGGAAACACCGGUGGAAUGAUGGACAACCUGUUGGCGUCGAUGUUGUACAGACCGGGUAGUGUGGCGUAUGUCUCCCGAUCGGGCGGUAUGUCCAACGAGUUGAAUAACAUCAUCUCGAGGGCGACAAACGGCGUGUACGAAGGCGUGGCCAUCGGUGGCGACCGAUAUCCGGGCACAACCUUUUUGGACCAUUUGUUGCGCUACGAAAAGGAUCCCAACAUAAAAAUGUUGGUUCUGUUGGGAGAGGUCGGCGGUGUGGAGGAGUACGAUGUGUGCAGCUCUAUCAAAGAGCGCCGCAUCACAAAGCCAGUGGUCGCCUGGUGUAUCGGCACCUGUGCCGGUAUGUUUACCUCAGAGGUGCAGUUCGGUCACGCGGGCGCCUGCGCUAACAGCGACCGCGAGACAGCGCUGGCCAAGAAUCGGGCGCUCGCCGAGGCUGGCGUUCACGUGCCCAACACUUUCGACGACUUGGGCAACACUAUCCGACGCGUGUAUCAGGAGUUAGUACAAAACAAAGUGAUCGUACCUCAGGCCGAAGUUCCGCCGCCCACCGUUCCUAUGGACUACCAGUGGGCGCGUGAGUUGGGUCUCAUCCGAAAGCCGGCCUCAUUUAUGACCUCGAUUUGCGACGAAAGGGGUCACGAGUUGUCGUAUGCGGGCAUUCCUAUCACGACUGUCAUCAAAGAAGAGUUGGGAAUCGGCGGCACAUUGUCUCUGCUGUGGUUCCAGCGCCGUCUGCCCACCUAUGCGUCCAAAUUUUUCGAAAUGGUUUUAAUGGUGACCGCAGAUCACGGACCGGCCGUCUCCGGCGCCCACAACACGAUUGUAUGCGCCAGAGCUGGUAAGGACUUAGUGUCCUCUUUGGUGUCCGGACUGUUGACAAUUGGCGACCGAUUCGGUGGCGCUUUGGACGGCGCCGCGCGUCAGUUCAGCGAGGCUUACGAUUCGGGUCUCAUUCCACACGAAUUCGUGAAUCAGACCCGAAAACAGGGCGAACUUAUUAUGGGAAUCGGACAUCGAGUCAAGUCUAUUAAUAAUCCCGAUAUGAGAGUUAAACUCAUGAAGGAUUACGUCAAACAGACAUUCCCGUCGACACCGGUCUUAGACUAUGCGCUGGAGGUCGAGAAGAUCACAACUUCCAAAAAACCGAAUCUAAUUCUAAACGUUGACGGAAUCGUUGCGGUCUCUGUCGUCGAUUUGCUCCGAAAUAGCGGUUGCUUUACGAGAGAAGAGGCACAGGAAUACAUAGACAUCGGUGUUCUCAACGGACUUUUUGUUUUGGGCCGAACUAUCGGUUUUAUCGGCCAUUAUUUGGAUCAGAAGCGACUCAAACAGGGCUUAUAUCGUCACCCGUGGGAUGACAUCUCUUAUGUCUUACCAGAGUCUCAAAUGAGCACAAAUUACUUCGAGAAUUUGGAGUGAAUUAUAAAAUUAACAAUAAAUUAGUGAAAAUUGGUGCCCAAAACAUACACAAAGUAUAACAUACACACGACUAUUGCCGAGUAGUAAUUAUAUUAGUAAAUGGACGACAAUUACAAACAAAUUUUCAAUAUAAACAACUUUUCAUGACUUCUUUCCAUCUGUUGGACUCAAUUCAUGGCUUUUUAUUAAUUUUGAAGACAUUUUUAAUUAUCUAUUUAAAAAU
Messenger RNA from Medioppia subpectinata, 3247 nucleotides. NCBI's taxonomy places the organism in Eukaryota, Metazoa, Arthropoda, Arachnida, Sarcoptiformes, Oppiidae. The record is from the annotation of a GenBank genome assembly.